GAUAAUCAAUAGACAACUGAGAUAAGAUUUACAACAUAAUCUCCAAAUAGAAAUUACAAUCCAAUGAAUUCAUCAAUAUAAUUCAUUCCAGAUAUUACCCAAGAAAAUCUAACAGAUUAGGUUCCUUUACCUUAAAAAGAAACCAUAACAAAGGGCAUUCUAAAAACAUUUUACUAUGAAGAUAUUAAAAGGAAAAAGAUAAUUGGAUGUAACAUUUAUGUGAAUGAAAUGAAUGACAAAUAAUUGUAACUAUCUAAGCGUGGAAAGUAAUGCAGGAUUUGUAUGGCUGACGAAGAAACUUCCAGAUUCAUAACUCCUUGCGCUUGCAAAGGAACCUUAAUGAAUGUUCAUGAAGAAUGUCUAAAAUUGUGGAUAUUAUAAAAGAAUGGAAUUGAAGACGUAUUCAAAGAUAAGAUUAAAUGUGAAUUAUGUUCCUAUAGAUUUAGAAUGAGAAUGUAGAUCGUUAACAGAGUUAGUUUAAAGAGAUUCUCUGAAGUACCAUCUCAUUAGAAGAUUUGUUGGUUAGUUUAUCUGUUUGUUAUUAUUUCCCUGAUAAGCGGAUUUGUUGCCUUAUAUAUGGAAUACAAUUUAACCAAUAUAGGAGUGGAUGCCGUGAUGACCCUAAUCAUAGUUUUGUCCUUAAUAUUGUUUGUCUAUUUUUUGGCUAGCAUUUUAACUUCACUCUAGAUUGAAAUGAUUGAAAAUUGGACACUUUCUCCAUAUAAACCUAGAAGAGAUACCAAGUAAGGCAGCUUUUUUUAGUUAUAAUCUCAUAUGGGACAUAGCAUCUCUGGAAGUCCUUUAGCAAGGAGGAGAACUGUUCAAUUAUAAACCUGUCCCCCGCAAAUUACAAGUCUUUAAGUAAUUUAAAUCAACUAAUUAAUGACAAGUGCUAAUCUUUCAGAACAAUGA
Molecule: messenger RNA, 912 nt
Organism: Paramecium tetraurelia
Lineage: Eukaryota; Ciliophora; Oligohymenophorea; Peniculida; Parameciidae
Exons: 5
Molecular function (GO): zinc ion binding
Source: RefSeq, a predicted model, not a curated record